Molecule: messenger RNA, 2532 nt
Organism: Fusarium falciforme
Lineage: Eukaryota; Fungi; Ascomycota; Sordariomycetes; Hypocreales; Nectriaceae
Product: DNA helicase
Exons: 9
Coding region: 1-2532 (843 amino acids)
Biological process (GO): protein phosphorylation; nucleotide-excision repair; transcription initiation at RNA polymerase II promoter
Cellular component (GO): transcription factor TFIIH holo complex; nucleotide-excision repair factor 3 complex; transcription preinitiation complex
Molecular function (GO): DNA binding; hydrolase activity; MAP kinase activity
Source: RefSeq, a predicted model, not a curated record
AUGUACUAUACGAGACGGGCUGGUCCGCGCGACGCCGACGAGUUCCAAAGACAGAGCCAUGGAUUAAAGGCAGGCAGGGCCGUCAAGGAGGUUAAGAAGUUUGUUGUUGUGGGACAGGAGCUGGGCUAUACCCGGGAGCUCGAGGCCAUCAUGAAGUUCUCCAACGACAAGUACAACCAUUGCUUUGUGAGUUCCCAAGGUUGGUAUGAGCUUGAAGACGCCAUAUGUAUCACCAUGGAAUACUUCGAGCUCGGAGAUCUCCAGCAGUACAUCGACACACCUUUUCAAGAAUCCGAAGGGAAAGAAAUCACAGAUCAGAUCCUCGAAGGGCUAGCCUUUAUGCACGACAAUGGGUUCAUUCACCGCGACCUCAAGCCUGCCAACAUCAUGGUCGUCGACAAGAGUCCGGAGUGGUUCGUUAAGAUUGCGGACUUUGGCAUCAGCAAACGACGGCAUCACGAUACCUCACUUCUCACGAUGCAGCGCGGGACACAUGGCUUCGCAGCACCCGAGGUUAUCGGGUCGACCUCAGACCAGUCCUACACAUACUCAGCCGACAUGUGGUCGUUGGGCGCCAUGGUGUAUCGCAUUCUCACAAGCAAGAUGGCAUUCGAUUCCAUAGGAGACCUAUUCAAGUAUGUUCGUGACGAGCUCGAGUUCCUGGUCGGGAGAAGACUUGGCGUUAUCAUAAUGGAAAAGUUCAGUCCCAUGGCAGGCCCAGCAACUGACUUCCUCAUCACCAUCGCCGAGCCCAGAUCUAGGCCGGCGUUUCUUCACGAAUACAUCAUGACGCCUCAUAGUCUAUAUGCAGCUGUGUCUGUUGGCCUGAGUCCUGAAGACAUCAUCGGCACUCUUGAUCGCUUCCUCAAGACCCAGUUGCCCCCCCGCAUCAAACAGUUCGUUCUGUCAUGCACCACGAGCUACGGCAAGGUCAAGUUGGUGUUGAAUAGUAACCGCUAUUUUGUCGAGAGUAUUGAUCGCGAAAUUCUUCAGAUGCUGCUCAAAGAUAAGGUCAUCAAGAAGUUUCGACUACGUGGUUCAGGGAAGAUCAACACAGCAGCUGCACCUAUGAUGGGUGGGAUCGUCAUCCCCGGCACCAAGGACGCAGCUGGCGCCCAGGAGGCCAACCUCCCCCACAAGACAGCGAAGCAACCUAUAGAGACGAAUUUGAGUGCAGAUGUUUACCCUGCGUUGAACGAGGACGAAGCUGUCAAGGUGGUCCAAAAGCGCUGUCUGGACCUCUCUUAUCCCAUCCUUGAAGAGUACGACUCUCGCUUCGACCGUGCCAACUCAAACCUCAAGAUCGAUCUGCGACCCAAUACACAGAUCCGGCCGUAUCAGGAAAAGAGCCUCAGCAAGAUGCUUGGCAACGGCCGAGCCAAGAGCGGAAUCAUCGUCCUGCCAUGCGGUGCAGGGAAAACCUUGGUAGGCAUCGCAGCUGCGUGUACUAUCAAGAAGAGCGUUGUUGUGCUCUGUACGAGCUCUGUCUCUGCGGUCCAGUGGCGCAAAGAGUUUCUAAACCGGCUGAACAUCAACCCAGCUAGCAUUACCACCUUUACCGCAGAGAGCAAGACUAUCUUUAAGGGCAGAGCUGAUAUCAUCGUUACGACGUAUUCUAUGGUAACCACCAGCCGCGAGCGUUCCAGAGAGUCGAAAGAGAUCAUGAGCUUCUUGGCAGGCCGGGAAUGGGGUCUCAUGUUCCUCGACGAGGUCCACGUUGUGCCCGCCAACAUCUUCAGACAGAUCUCGCACCUCAACUUCCUGAUUGGCCCGAAACUGUAUGAAGCCAACUGGAUGGAGUUGUCUCAGCAAGGUCACAUCGCCAAGGUCCAGUGCGCUGAAGUUUGGUGGCCGAUGCCAGUCGAGUUCUAUGAGACAUACCUGAAGGUGCCUAUCCGGAUGAAGCGAAUUUUGGGGGCCGUGAAUCCAUUCAAAUUCCAGGCCUGUCAGCAUCUCAUCAAUUAUCACGAGUCACGCGGUGGCAAGAUUAUCGUCUUCUCUGAUGACCUCUACUCGCUCAAGCUCUAUGCUAUUAAACUCGGCAAGGCCUUCAUCUAUGGUGAGACGUCGCAAGAGGAGCGGAUGACGAUCCUCGAGGAUUUCCAACGAAAUCCUUUUAUGAACACACUUGGUCGCAUCUUGCGGGCAAAGCGGCGUAACGAUGAGGGUUUCAAUGCCUUCUUUUACACCCUCGUCUCCAAGGAUACGCAAGAGAUGUUCUACCCGUUGAAGCGGCAGGCCUUUCUCGUGGGCCAGGGCUACGCCUUCAAGGUGAUUAAGCAACUCGCCGGUAUACACAAUAUGCCGGAACUUGCCUUUGCGAAAGCUUCCGAGCGACAAGAGCCACUGAAGCACACAAUUAUAGACAAUGAAAAGGUUAUCAGCGAGGAGGGUGAGACAGACUAUCUUUUCGGGAAUGGGAAGGGCAAAUCUGGUCAGAAAAAGACUGCUAAGGAGAAGUCGAAACGGAACCCAUUCUUUCGAAAGCUUGACCGAGAGAGGGAGCGCCGCCGGAAGAAGGCCGCCCAGUAA